UUAUUUUUUUGUUGUCUCCAAUGUUGAUUUCAAUACGGGUUUUUCACUUGAUUUACAAUUGAAUUUUUUCUUCUAUCCGAGGCAAUCUUUUGCUUUCGUCGCAUUAUUAGUUCGGUUGCGUGUGUGGUGUUAGCAUUAUUGAAUUUUUUUUUAUUAAAACUUUCGGUUUACGUCUAAAUUAGAAAUACAUCGUUAUCUUAACGAUACAGUUUUCUUUUGUUUAUAAACAUUUGGCGCCGUUUUCAUACUCGCCUAGACCCCGUGGUUCAUCAAGUUUUAAUAUUUUACUUGUAAAGAAUUGAUGCUUGAUAAUCUUUGAGUGAACAAACAAUAUAAGAUGGUUUCUGAUAGUUGUCCUAACCCACAAAGUGUGGGCCGUGAAUUUGUUCGUCAAUAUUAUACUAUGUUGAAUCAAUCUCCACAUUACUUACACAGGUUUUAUAGCAGCGAGUCAUAUUUUGUGCAUGGUGGUUUAGAACCAUAUAGUCGUGAUAUGACACCUAGUAUUGGUCAGAAAGAUAUACAUAAACGAGUAACUGAAUUAAACUUUCGCGAUUGUCAUGCUAAAAUCUUACAAGUUGAUUCACAAAACACUCUUGGUAAUGGUGUUGUAGUUCAUGUUACUGGGGAGUUGUCCAACUGUGGACAGCCAAUGCGUCGUUUUGCCCAAACUUUUGUAUUGGCUGCACAGUCUCCUAAGAAGUAUUAUGUUCACAAUGACAUUUUCCGUUAUCAGGAUGUUAUGUUAAAUGAAGAAGAUAUGAAUGAAGAAGCUGACUCUGGACAGUCUGACGGCGAAGAAAACAUAGAAGUUGAGCAAACUUCAGUUAUUCAACAACCACAACAUCAAGUUAACUAUUACAAUAACUCCAAUCAAGGACAGGCUCUGAAUGGUGUUGGUUUGAAUAUUUUACCAACUCCUGUUCCAAUUCAGCAACUUCCACCUGAACAAAUUCCAGUUCAUGUUCAACAACACAUACCAACUGUUACUGCCCCAGUACAAAACUCAGCUCCAAUAAAGUCACCAAAUAAUAAUGUAUCCAGGACCCAACCAUAUAAUCAUAAUCAGUCGCCAGUUAUGGAACAACCAAAAAUUCAAAAAUCGGAUGAAACAAAUACUGUUACAUCUAAUCAUGUAGAUCCUAAAGAAAACCAAGAAUCUGUCAAAAAAGAUGUAUCAAACAUUGAAAAUUCUUCUCCUGGGGAUCAACCGAAACCUUUGUAUGCCCAAUUGUUUAAAUCUGGUGGAAGAUCUACUGAAGCUCAUUCUGAAACUCCUCAGCCUACACCUGCUCAGAUUUAUUCAUCUCCGUCUUUACCAAAGUCAGCUUCUCCUGUUCGAAACAAUGAUUACUCAAACAACACUUUUGGUAAUAAUCAAUAUGAACAGAGAAACAGUAUGAAUAGGAAUACUAGAAGUAACAAUACUUAUAACAGUAGAAGUGGUGUUGGUGGGAGAAGUAAUAUGAAUGAAAGAUCUAAUCGUAAUACUUUCAACAGUCGUGACAAUGGGUAUAAUAAUGGACCUGGUAAUGAUUCGAGAGUAAACAGAGGAGGAAACCAACUAGGAUCAUAUAAUGGCAUGUUCCAAUCAGAUGAUCAGCAACUUUUCAUUGGAAAAAUUCCUCCAAAUGUCCAAGAGAACGAUUUAAGGAACUUGUUUGAAAAGUUUGGUAACCUUUUGGAUGUACGAAUAAUGAAAGGAGGUAGUAAGACUGGUGGUGAUCCAUCAACAAAUGGUAAUUUUGGAUUUGUUAUCUUUGAAAGCAUUGAAACUGCUCAAAAAGUACUUAAAAGUCGGCCUAUCAUGUUUCCUGAUGAAAAUGGUGAUAUUAAACUAAAUGUAGAAGAAAAGAAAAAUAAGUCUAGAAGUUCAGUUACAAACUCAGAUAACAGUAAUAUUGGAAGGGGUGGUAUGCGAACUGGAAGUGGUCGUGGAAGUUUCAAUAGAAACCAAAAUGACGGCCCUAGAAACACCUUUAGGCGCCAAAAUUAAUGUAAAACUUUUUUAUUAUGUAAACAACUUCGAUAAAUCAUCAAAAUGACCAGAUAACAAUCCUUCUACAGAGAGACACUGUUCAAAAUUUAAAAAAAAAAAAGACUUUACUUUUAUACACUAUUUUUUCUAGAUAGUUAAAAAUUUUAUUUCUUUGCAUUUAUAAUUAUUAUUAUUCCUUAAUAAAUUAUGUAUCCAUUUUUAUAGCGCUUUAAUUAUAAAGUUAAUGCUCAUCAUAAAAUCUUGCAUCAAGAAUAUUAUCGAGAACUAGUCAAGUGAAGAAAGUUUAAACUAAAAUUUUUUUCCCAGUACAUGUAUUCUUAUCAUUUUAAUUAAAAGUAAAUGAAAUCCUCGCCUACGAUAUAUAUUCUUAUUACUUUAUGUUGUGUAAAAAAACAAAAUAUUAAUUUAUAAUAACAGAAUGAUUAAAAAACAUUUUAUAAUA
Daktulosphaira vitifoliae (grape phylloxera) is the source of this 2441-nucleotide messenger RNA. It is a transcript of the gene rin, whose product is annotated as ras GTPase-activating protein-binding protein 1. Gene Ontology annotation, molecular function: mRNA binding. Gene Ontology annotation, cellular component: cytosol; ribonucleoprotein complex. The transcript has 10 exons. The coding region runs from base 338 to 1996 and encodes 552 amino acids. The record is from RefSeq and is a predicted model, not a curated record. Lineage: Eukaryota; Metazoa; Arthropoda; Insecta; Hemiptera; Phylloxeridae.